AUGUCUGGGAGAAACACCACCAGACCCGAGGAAAGUGAUGAAUUCCAGGAAAAGGAAUCCUCUGUUGAGGACAAGCCCUGCACCAUCUGUCCUCACCAAGAUAUGGUAGCAAGAAAGGUAAUGGUGCUCUUACAGUACUUGCUUCACAAGUACAAUCUGAAGCAGCUUACUACCAAGGAAAACAUGCUGAAGCUUAUCACCAAGAAGUAUGAAGACAGCCAGUAUGAAGACGACUUCCCUGAGAUCUUCAGGAAAGCCUCUCAGAAGCUCGAAGAUGCCUUUGCAAUGGAAGUGAGGGAAGUCAACUCCAGUGAGCCCUCAUACAAUCUCAUCAGCAAGCUGAAGCUCCUCAACAAUGGGAGGAUUCGUGCUGGCAAAGGCUUACCCAAGACUGCUUUUGUGAUGUGUGUCCUAGGUAUCAUCCUUGUUAGGGGCAAUUGUGCCAGUGAAGAAGAGAUCUGGCAAAUCCUGAAGACGAAGCGAAUCUAUCCAGGAAAGAAGCACUGCAUCUUUGGUGAGCCCCGGAAGCUCAUGACCCAUUAUUUGGUGAAGCUGAAGUACCUGGAGUACAGGCAGGUGGCUGGCAGUGAUCCUCCACGCUAUGAGUUCCUGUGGGGUCCCAAAGCCUAUGCUGAAACAAGCAAGAUAAAAGUCCUGGAAUAUUUGGCCAAGACAAACCAAACAACACCUAGUGCCAUCUCUGCCCUUUAUGAAGAGGCUUUGAAAGAUGACCAAGGACAAACAGAAGCCAGAGAUGAAGAUGACUCUGAUGCCACUGACGAAACUAGUGAAGAUUCUUCAGUAAAAUUACCAGCGAAUUCCACUGUCCCUGUUGACCCCUAA
Messenger RNA from Peromyscus californicus insignis, 843 nucleotides. Its product is annotated as melanoma-associated antigen B3-like. The transcript has 3 exons. Gene Ontology annotation, biological process: negative regulation of transcription by RNA polymerase II. The record is from RefSeq and is a predicted model, not a curated record. Gene Ontology annotation, cellular component: nucleus. Bases 1 to 843 code for a protein of 280 amino acids. NCBI's taxonomy places the organism in Eukaryota, Metazoa, Chordata, Mammalia, Rodentia, Cricetidae.